Messenger RNA from Ruditapes philippinarum (Manila clam), 3682 nucleotides. Its product is annotated as ras-related protein Rab-11B-like. The transcript is spliced from 5 exons. The coding region runs from base 1 to 504 and encodes 167 amino acids. Lineage: Eukaryota; Metazoa; Mollusca; Bivalvia; Venerida; Veneridae. The record is from RefSeq and is a predicted model, not a curated record. Gene Ontology annotation, molecular function: GTP binding; GTPase activity. Gene Ontology annotation, cellular component: endosome.
AUGAAUUUAACAGGGGAAGGGGAAAAGCCCAAAGGGGGAUUUGAAUUUGCUCCCAGCUGGACUUAUGAUAUAAUUUUUCAAAUAUUUCUCACAAUAUUCACCUUUUAUUACAGGUAUUAUAGAGGUGCAGUAGGAGCAUUGGUUGUAUUUGACAUCAGUAAAAUGUCAUCAUUUGAGAAUCUGGACAAAUGGUUAGGUGAACUGAAUGAGCAUGCUGAUCCCCACUGCUGUAUAAUGAUUGUAGGUAAUAAAGUAGAUCUAAAACAUCUGAGAGCAGUCAGUAUGGAGGAGGGAAGAUCACUUGCAGAAAAACACAACUACUCAUUCAUCGAAACUUCAGCAUUAGAUAACACCAAUGUGGUAGAGGCAUUUAAUAAUUUGUUAGUUGAUAUUUUCAAGUUACAAGUGGAGUCACCACCAUCAAUGGCGCCGCAACAAGGCCAGACACAAAAAUUGGAACAGGAAGUGAAACCAAUGUCGGAAGCUGACACUUGCCAAUGCUAGAACUGAUUUUACUUUACAGUUGUUCUAGCUGUGUUCAUUUAUCUUAGCUAAUUUAACAAGUAUACUAGAUUUGAUUUUUUUGUUAGUUAAUAAUAUCCCAAACUUGUUUGUGGGUUUAGAGUGCCAGUUUGGAGAGUUCUUUGGUUUCUUAAAUAAAAAGUUUUUAGUGGAUAAUAACAUGUUAGUCCUGACAAUGUUAAAUAUUUGUAAUAGAUUUGUGCAGCUUUGAGUUAUGAAAAAAGUUCAUGUUUAUGUAAAGGGGGUUCUAUAGAAUUUCUUACUUUAAACAACAAACUGUAGAGUUGGAUCAGAUUUGCAGGAUGGGUUUAACUGUGGUGACAGAAUGAUGUCAUGAGACUGCUCCCUAAUGGGGUUGAAUCUGAAAAUUCAUAAAAUUUUGAUGAAUAUAAACAAAAAAUUACAAAUAUUUUUAAAGUGUGCCAUUGAUGUAUAUAAAAUUAACCAAAUGACUUUUUGAGUGUGUCACUAAGCUUUUAGCUUCCUACACAAUCAAACCAAAACUGAAUUAAAUGAAUAAAACUAAAUGACUAUAAUAAAGCAGCAUAUUUUUGUCAUUAAAAAAUGUUUAUUCCGGCUGAUUUUCUUGCUGUAACAGGAUGUGUUUUUGUAACAGGAUGUGUUUUAGUGUCUUAGCUUGUUUAAACUUGUUUUUUUAUGCCUUACUCUAUUUAUUUUUAACAUUCCAUCCAAUUAUAGUCAAGUGGGGCUGAUUGGUGUUCUUUUGAAUCAUUCAUUCAGGGAAUUAUGCUUAUUUUUAUUUGCCUCAUAUUUAACUAUGCAAUUUUGUUGAAUUAAAAAAACACCUUAUCUUUGAAUGUACAAAAUUGAAAUAUAGAAUACUCUAGUGUUAUGUUUUAAGAUGCCCCUGAAUUUUUUUCUUUUUAAUAUUUUUGAGAAGUAUAUGGAGAAUUAUAAUUCCUUUUAUGCAUACUCUUAAAUUUUUAUGUUACGGAUAAGUGAAAUAUGUUUAUCUGAAACCCCUGUGGUGACAUAUACAUAUAUAUAUGUAUUUAAAUUGAAAUUUAAUAUUCAGAAAUGUGUCCCUUAUAAGCCAUGUGUUUGACCAAUUGAUUUUGUGGACAAUCUUUAAUGCAUACAAUGAAGGUCUUUUAAGACAUUUUUUCCCCAUUUUCCUUUAAGCUGAUUUACUAGUGUCAAAAGCUAUAUUGAACUUCAGUUUUACUGGUGAUCGAUUUUUGUUACAAUUGAUAGUUUUUAAAUAUCCAUCAAGUAAAUGACUUACUUGGUAAUUAAUUAAUAAUGCAUUGUCCAUGAUAGUAGUGAAACUGGCAUAUUUUGUUUAAAUUUGGAAAGUUUUUUUGUAAAUAGAGUUAAGAAACAUGAUAUAAUGGAUGAUGGAUUUGUAUUUUUGUGAAAAAAAGUGAUAUUUCUGAAGUAUUCCUUGUUUGGCAGCUUUAACUGUUAAACUUUCACUUGUACAUAUCAUUUUUCUUCAUGUAGCUUUCAUUUUGGUGGUUGCUAUAUUUUAUUCUGUUGCCGGGCGACAGGUUUGACAUUCCUAGAUCUGAUUUUACAGAUUUAUCUUUUUUUAAAUGUAUUUGUUAAUUAACAUAUUCAUUGAGAUUUGCAUAUCUUUUGUUAAUAUUGUUGAAGUUUCUUCCUAUUGUAAAUCUUUAUUAUUCUGCAGCUACGUAUGAGUUUGAAUUGUGGCCUGCUUUCAAUAACUAACAAUUAAGCUAUAAGUGUGUUUUAACUGCCUUUUUCACAAUCUUUGGUCCAACUAUUUUAUCAUGUAGUACAACUUGACAUAGAUUUAUGCUGUUUUAGGAUUAUACGCAUAUUAUACCAAAAAUAUGACAAAUAUGAAAUAAAAAAAUCUAUUUUUAUCACUAUAGUAACAUAUUUUGAUUACAAGAGAAUCAACAUUCUUUGUAGUGAUACAUACACAUGUAUUUUAGAAAAUAUACUUAAAUUUAACUAAUCUAAUCACUUUUAAAGGAUAAAAAGGUCAGAUUUUUGAGAAGUUUUAUUCACAUUGUAAUUUGAAAACAUUGAGAAAAAAUGUUUUAAUGAGAUAGGAAAAACAACAACAUGAUAUGCCUUUUAUUUUUAAGUUUUAAUAAGCAUUAAUUCAAUUUAUUGAAAGUAGUUUCAUAUGGCAUACAUGUCAUAGAGAACAUCUUUUUAAAUUAGAAACAAUGUCUGUUAUUUUUUUUGGUGAUAUUUAUAAUUUUCUACGCCAAGAGUGUUGCUGUUUUAUAACCAUGUCAUUCCACUUAGAAAGCCAUUCUUUUCUAAAUUUCUAUUUUUGCCAUAUUCAUUGUCUGUGCUAGUAAAAAAAAAUCAAUUGAUUUAUUUGAUAUAUUGAUAUAUAGAAAAUAACUUCUUUUAUAUAGAAAAUAACUUCUUUCUAUUAUUCUUUUUUAUCUGGUGCUAUUAUAUGAUCAGUCUGAAUAUUUCUUAAUUAUAACUGUAUUAUGAUUUAUUAAACAGUUCAAUACUUCACUGGAUGAGCAUUUAGCCCAAAAUUAACCCAAUAACUAUCACUUGAUUUGUUGAUUUUAUAUAGCAUUAAAUUUUGGUUAUUUGGUUAAGAAAUAAAUGUAUAUGACCUUUGAAAUUAAUAGGGUCUGUACGUAUAUUUCAGUGUUGAAUACUGUGUUUGGAUUCACAAAUAAAACACAAAAUAUUUAAUGGCAAUGCAGGUUCAAACUUUAUACACCAAAAUAUAACAAUUAGUCAAAUAAAGAUACUUGCAUACAAUAAUUAUAUGGUAAUUAAACAUCAGAGAAAAAUAUUCAUCCUUACCAUGCUAAAUAUCUCAAAUUUACUUGUCUAUCUUUACAUUGCCAUUCAUUAUUUUUUAAAGAAAAAUUUCAAAGUACCAUAGUGCAGACCAUGAUCAUAUGGCAUGGAUGUUCCAGGUAGAUUAAAAGAAAUAUCAAUAUUAAACAAUUCUAAUUUCUUUAUAGCUUUUAUAAAAUUAAGCUUAAAUUAUCAGCGUCACCGCUUCUUAGGUUUUUUAUUAACAUUUUGCUUAAACUUGUUUUCCAUGUUGUAAAUUAAUUUUGUGAAAAAGAAUCCAUAAACUUGAUUGAAUUUUUUUAUUUAUAAAGUAUUUUUAUGAUGUAUAUAUGUAUUUGUAUAUUUGCUAAGAAAAUAUAGUGUUUGUGAAUUUUCUAUUCUUAAAAAAAUA